AGAUGAACCUGCCUGCCCAUUUGUUACUCUCACAUCUAAAGCCAGGAUUUCCACUACAGUUUAGUCCUAUAACUCUCUCUCUCUCUCUCUGCGCACAACUAUUUCGGUUCGGGUUUAAUUCUUUCACCAUGAAGGUUCAUCCAGUAACAAGUAACGUAUUGUCUCCGGCGAACGGCUCAGUUUGCCGGAAAAAGAAGCUCCGGAGACUACCUCAUAUUUUUGCCAAGGUUCUAGAACUUCCUUUUCAUUCCGAUUCUGAUGUUUCAAUCUACGAAACUUCUGAUUCGUUGCGAUUCGUCAUCCCAACAGAUGAUGUCGGCGAUAAUAUUAGAGCUCACAUCGUUGAGAUCUAUCCGGGUGUUACUAAGAUUGUUAUCCGAGCUGAUAACGUUUUUGAUUCUUCAUUGGACCUCGACUUGUGGCGAUUUCGGCUUCCGGCCGCAACUCUGCCGGAACUGGCUAGUGCCCGUUUUAGUGACGGUGAGUUGGUGGUCACGGUGCCCAAAGGGGAGGAGGAAGACGACGGCGAUAUCGUCGGAGCAGGUGGUUUUGUUCUCGUACAAUAAUCCUCUUUUGUUUCACUCGAUUGUUUUUCCAAGUUUUAGUUUUUUUUAGUUAAUUGUGGCUGGUCCUGUCAAUGGGAUGUAAUUUGAAUGUUUGAAUUGAAUGUUCGCUUCUCUUUAGAUGUAUAUAUGAUCAUAGGCACUUUAUUUUGACUUGUUGCAA
Solanum pennellii is the source of this 726-nucleotide messenger RNA. RefSeq lists its product as uncharacterized. The coding region runs from base 3 to 566 and encodes 187 amino acids. The transcript has a single exon. NCBI's taxonomy places the organism in Eukaryota, Viridiplantae, Streptophyta, Magnoliopsida, Solanales, Solanaceae. The record is from RefSeq and is a predicted model, not a curated record.